Molecule: messenger RNA, 402 nt
Organism: Pseudovirgaria hyperparasitica
Lineage: Eukaryota; Fungi; Ascomycota; Dothideomycetes; Acrospermales; Acrospermaceae
Exons: 1
Coding region: 55-393 (112 amino acids)
Source: RefSeq, a predicted model, not a curated record
CUCACCGACAGACCCAGCCCCAGCUUAACAUACUGUACUCUACUGCACUGCAUCAUGUCCGUUCCGCUGCAUUCUGCCCCACCCGCCUCGCCUUUCGCCCUCGCCGUGGCAGCAGCCCUGCUGCACAACAGGCAUAUCAUCAUCCUUCGCUUCCCACUCACUCCCCGACCUAAUUACCCACAACUUACGAAACUCCCCAGUGGAGCCAUCCGCGGACAAGAUGGAUGUGAUCGACGAGCGAGCCUCCCCAAAAAUAAAUGGGAAAAUCCGGCAUCCCCACGAGAUCGACGAGCGACUUCAAAAGAAAAUAUCUCCAUCCCCACAAGUUCCCCGCUUGCCCAGCAAGAGACCAUCUUGGGAAAAUUGCCCGCGUCUCCGAGAGCCUCUCGCUGAUUCAUGCUC